CUCCGAGAGCCUUUCGCUGCUCCUUCCUCCGACCAGCAGGAGAAAGUGCCCGGAUCAGUCCUAAUACGGGCAACUCGGGAAGGGGGCAGACGCGUCAGCUGGGCGUGUAACACGAGCUUGUGCGCUUUUGGAGGCGGCCGACUCAGCGACCCCCGGGAUCCACGUGGAGCGCCUAAGGAGGACCUGCCUCAAUUAGCAACAGCACCAGCAGCAAAAGUUGGGACACCCCGCUCCCCAGACAUGCAGGAUCCUAAUGCGGACACAGAGUGGAAUGACAUCUUGCGUAAAAAAGGCAUCCUUCCUCCGAAAGAAAAGCUGAAAGAGCAAGAACAAGCUGAAGAGGAAAGGGAGCUGCAGAUAAUCCAGCAAAAAUCUGUUGUGAAAACAUAUGAAGACAUGACCCUGGAAGAACUUGAAGAAAAUGAAGAUGAAUUCAGUGAGGAAGAUGAACGUGCUAUGGAAAUGUACAGGCAGCAAAGGCUAGCUGAAUUGAAAGCCUUGCAAGCAAAGAAUAAAUUUGGACACGUUUUAGAGAUCUCGGGACAGGAUUACGUCCAAGAAAUUACCAAAGCUGGCAAGGAUAUAUGGGUGAUACUACACUUGUACAAGCAAGGUAUUCCCCUUUGUGCCUUGAUAAAUCAACACUUAAACGGACUUGCAAGGAAGUUCCCAGACGUCAAGUUCGUCAAAGCCAUUUCGACAACCUGCAUACCCAACUAUCCAGAUAGAAACCUCCCCACAAUCUUCGUCUACCUUGAAGGGGACAUCAAGGCCCAAUUUAUUGGACCCCUGGUGUUUGGAGGCAUGAACCUGACAAGUGAUGAAUUGGAGUGGAAGAUUUCUGAGUCGGGUGCCAUCAAGACAGACCUGGAGGAGAACCCCAGGAAGCAGAUCCAGGACCAGCUGAUGACUUCCAUCAAGUGCUCUGUUCCAGCAAGGAGGGAAGAAAGUGACCCAGAAGAUGACUAGGGCCUCGUGUGAAGCUCAGUUCUAUGCCUGAGUACUCUGAAGUUAGUCUGACUGCAUUCAGUGGGACUUGACUUCCAUGUAAAGAGUGCAUGUGAUUGCAGCCCCAUAAAUACCACUGACGGGUUUUUGCUUUUGCUUUUUAGAUUUUACUAAAGAAGUCGUGGUUAUGUGGAGGCUUGCCGAGCAGUAAAUUGGAGGAAAUUGAAAAGGCUUCCUGAUGAAUCAGGCGCUUGUUGUGGACAUUCCCUACUGUGGACAUAACUACCAACAGUACAUUUGCCCUCUGGGUGUUUGCUUGCUCUUUCCUCUGUUGGGUGACAACUCUCUCCUCUGUACCAGAGUCAUUUUAAGCACAGAGAGUGCUUGGUCAUUUCUAUGCUUUUGACAAAGGCCAACAACUCCAUUAUUGUUGGGGAACGGCUAUAAUGCAAUUCUUGAUUCUCAAAUAAAAAUACAUGAUUAAUUUUUAAAGGGCAGUGUGGAACAUUGUGCAUAUUUUAUUCUACCGUGGAAGGCUAAUAUUGCUGCCAAGAUCUCAGAAUUACAGUGAGAAUAUUUGUAUAUUUACUUAAAAUCUUUAAAAACUCUGAAAGUUUUUUUGACUGUCUCAUGGAGAUGCAGUGUGUUCUAUUCUGUUCUUGAAAUGUAACAGAAGGACACUUUUAAACAGUUCAAUUUGUCCCGCACCCAAUGUUCUCGAUUUUGGUAAAACUACGGUAGUGCAAUUGCAUAUCUGUUUUCUCAGAGGCAAGUCCCCCCUCCAUGCUCAGUAGAACUUACUCCCAAGUAAAUGUGUACAGUAUAUACUGCAUCUUUAGUGGCUGAGCAUCUUUCUACCACCCCCUGCCCCUCCAUGAAGAAGUGCUAUUCAGUCUUGUAUUGAAAGUAGGUAAAUGACGGCCGCUAUAAAUAUUUUUUGUUGCCCAUAAAAGUUGUAAUAAAAACGAUGCAGUAGAAUGCAGUCAAUCUUCAGGCUUCUGGAUAUUUUAUUGAGUAAAUAUCCAAUCCGAACAUGCAGAAAGACCAUUUGGACUGUGCCAUUUUAGACUGGAAGUGGGGAAUCGGCAUAGAAUCAUAGUUUUAGAGAUUGCAGGGGACUCUGGAGGUCAUCUGGUCCAACAUGUUUCCUAUUGCAAAAUUGCUUGACAUUUAAAACAAGAAACUGCUCAUAGAAAGAUAAAACACCCUCUUUCCUGACAUGCUAGCUUUCCAUGUGCAGGAAAGCUUUUCUCAUGUGAGGGAGUAUUCACCUAUAGCCUGACAUACCGGUACUAUAAUACUGUACUAUACUAUACUACUACUCUAAUAAAGAGCUCUGCAAAAUGUUAUGUCAAAUUAUUUGAGCCUUCCUCAACUCUUUUAAGAGUGACUUUUCACGUAACAUUUUGAAAUUGGAUAUAUACACACUGCCAUAGGUACGUACAUGUUGAAAUAGCUAGUUUUUAUCUGCAAAUAUGUAUAGAAGGAUUGAGCCCUCAUGUCAUACCGGUAGAACCAUUUGGUUGGAGGAAGUCUUGUAGACCAUCUUGCCCAACUCCCUGUAGGAAACUUUGAACAUCCUUAUCAGAUUGUUCUUCUGCCUAUGCUUGAAGAGGCCCAGGAAGGGCAAACUCGCCACCUUCCCCAGGCAAUCGAUUCCAUUGUACAACUGUUCUCCCUAUCAAUAAAUUCUUAUGCUCAACCAGAUUUUUUCUUCCUGUAAUUUAAGCCCAUUGGAUCCUGACCUCUGACAGCUGGAGGAGGUGUUGGGGACGCAUUACAGUGACCAUUUAAAUUCAUGUGCACUUUUCAACAAGUAGUGGCAUUUAAAAAACACACAACACUUUGGUACCAUUUCUCCUGUAUUCCAUGCAAUUGUGUAUAAUAUUAAAUUUGGGCCUUCACAUAAUUAUUUUGCAUGUGCAAGUAUUUUACAUCACUGAAUAAAGCAUUUUUAAAAUUGA
Molecule: messenger RNA, 2912 nt
Organism: Zootoca vivipara (common lizard)
Lineage: Eukaryota; Metazoa; Chordata; Lepidosauria; Squamata; Lacertidae
Gene: PDCL3
Product: phosducin like 3
Biological process (GO): protein folding; positive regulation of gene expression; angiogenesis
Cellular component (GO): cytoplasm
Molecular function (GO): vascular endothelial growth factor receptor 2 binding; protein folding chaperone
Source: RefSeq, a predicted model, not a curated record